AGCACUUAGCGGUGGCUCGCGAAGUGCCCCGAAUCCCCGCCUCUGUCGGCACGCCCUCCGGCCCGGACAGGGGGCGGGGCCGGGGACGCCGCGGCCGGCGCGAUGAGACAGCCGGCGGUGCAGCUGGUAUGGCUGAAUCGGAUGCGGUACGCCGAGCUACUGGCGCUGCAGGAGCGCUGGCUGCGGCAGCUGCAGGCCAAGCCAGGCACCGCGGCCCUAUCCGGAACGGAGGCGGGGGCGCUCCUGCUCUGCGAGCCUGCGGGGCCCGUGUACACGGCCGGGCUGCGCGGCGGCCUGACGCCCGAGGAGGCGGCGCGGCUGCGGGCCCUAGGCGCCGAGGUGCGGUCCACAGGCCGCGGUGGCCUAGCUACCUUCCACGGCCCGGGCCAGCUGCUCUGCCACCCGGUGCUCGACCUGCGGCGCCUGGGCCUGCGCCUGCGCACCUACGUGGCGGCGCUGGAGGCGUGCGCGGUGCGCCUCUGCGAGGCUCUUGCCAUUGCCCUGUGCUGCCUGCAGAGGCAGGAGAAAGGUGAAAACAAAGUGAGAACAAGAAGAGUUCUAAGGGUCAAGCUGACAGGUCAAGCUGAUGAGAUCACGGAAACCCAGAGACAGGCUCCUGAAUAG
This is a messenger RNA of Manis javanica (Malayan pangolin), 624 nucleotides long. The record is from RefSeq and is a predicted model, not a curated record. Lineage: Eukaryota; Metazoa; Chordata; Mammalia; Pholidota; Manidae.